This is a messenger RNA of Anolis sagrei ordinatus, 4770 nucleotides long. RefSeq names its product glyoxylate reductase 1 homolog (gene GLYR1). The record is from RefSeq and is a predicted model, not a curated record. Gene Ontology annotation, molecular function: NAD binding; NADP binding; oxidoreductase activity. NCBI's taxonomy places the organism in Eukaryota, Metazoa, Chordata, Lepidosauria, Squamata, Anolidae.
UGACGCCAGAGUACCGAUUGCCACGUGACGCGCUUUCCACCAAUCCCAGCUCGGCUCCUUCCAACCCUCUUGAACGGCCUGGAUUUCUGUCUGCCCGGUGUUGAGGGGGAAACGGGGCAGGAAGGGAGUGUGUGUGCGUGAGAGAGAGAAGAGGCGGAGGGGUGUGGCGCCGGGAAAAUGGCGGCGGCGGCGGCUGCAGCGGCUGUUCCGGUGAACCUGCGGCAGGGAGACUUAGUGUGGGGGAAGCUGGGCCGAUAUCCUCCUUGGCCAGGGAAGAUUGUUAAUCCGCCUAAGGACCUGAAGAAGCCUCGUGGGAAGAAGUGCUUCUUUGUGAAGUUUUUUGGGACUGAAGACCAUGCCUGGAUUAAAGUGGAGCAGUUGAAGCCUUAUCAUGCCCACAAAGAAGAAAUGAUCAAAAUCAACAAAGGCAAGAGGUUCCAGCAAGCUGUCGAUGCUGUGGAAGAAUUUCUCAAGAAAGGAAAAGGCAAAGACAAAGACCAGGCAUCUUCUCACAAUUCAACUGAAGAGAAGAACCGACGAAAUUCCAGUGAAGAGACGGGCAAGCAGUCCAUGGGUGAAGAGAAGCACAAAUCUGGGUUGUCUGAAGGGAAGGCAAAAAAGAGGGCUUCCUCCGUUUCCUCUGAGCGAGGGGUCAAACCUCUGCUGAAGAGAACGUAUGAGCAGAGCCCCCGGAAGCGAGGGCGUCCUCCCAAAGAUGAGAAGGACCUGACGAUCCCUGAAUCCAGCACAGUGAAGAGAAUGAUGACCGGCACUGUGGCUGGAUUUAAAUGGCCACCAAGUGGAAGCGAGCCUGUGAAAGAUGGCGACCCGCAUUUCCAUCACUUCCUGCUUAGCCAGACAGAGAAGCCAGCAGUUUGCUACCAGGCCAUCACAAAGAAGCUGAAGGUGUGUGAAGAGGAAACCGGGUCCACAUCCAUCCAGGCAGCAGACAGCACAGCUAUAAAUGGCAGCAUCACUCCUACAGACAAAAAGAUAGGGUUCCUUGGCCUGGGCCUAAUGGGAAGUGGCAUCGUGUCCAACUUAAUAAAAAUGGGUCAUACUGUUACAGUUUGGAACCGGACUGCUGAAAAGUGUGAUUUAUUCGUCCAGGAGGGGGCACGGCUAGGAAGGACCCCUGCUGAAGUGGUCUCCACCUGUGACAUCACCUUCGCCUGCGUAUCUGACCCAAAAGCUGCCAAGGAUCUGGUGCUCGGUCCAAGUGGAGUGCUCCAAGGUAUACGUCCCGGGAAGUGCUACGUGGACAUGUCCACUGUUGACGCGGACACGGUCACCGAACUGGCCCAGGUGAUUGUAUCCAGAGGCGGUCGUUUUCUGGAAGCUCCCGUUUCAGGGAACCAACAACUGUCCAAUGAUGGGAUGCUGGUGAUAUUAGCGGCUGGAGACCGGGGUUUAUAUGAAGACUGCAGUAGUUGCUUCCAGGCGAUGGGGAAGACCUCUUUUUUCCUAGGCGAAGUGGGCAAUGCUGCCAAGAUGAUGCUGAUUGUGAACAUGGUCCAAGGGAGCUUCAUGGCCACAAUCGCAGAAGGACUGACUUUGGCUCAAGUCACCGGCCAGUCUCAGCAGACGCUUCUGGAUAUUCUCAAUCAGGGACAACUCGCCAGCAUCUUCCUGGACCAGAAGUGCCAAAACAUCUUGCAAGGAAAUUUUAAACCAGACUUCUAUCUGAAAUACAUCCAGAAGGAUCUCAGAUUAGCCAUUGCACUAGGUGAUUCUGUCAACCACCCAACUCCCAUGGCAGCUGCAGCCAAUGAGGUCUAUAAACGGGCAAAAGCAUUGGACCAAUCUGACAACGAUAUGUCUGCUGUAUACAGGGCCUACAUCCACUAGGCAUCCCGAUCGUCUUGUUAAUACUAUGAUUAUUAUUGAUGAUGAUGAAUACUGGGUUUUAACUCUGGACCAGUCCUUCUCUGUCUGUCUGUCUCUUCCACCCCCACCUCCUUUUCUUUUCCUUUUUAAUACAAAAACUCUUUUGGAGAUCUGCCGCUAGGGCAGUUGCUGCAGCAAGCCUUUCUGUACCAGCAGCAAGAAGAGCCACAGAAGGGGUUGGACCCUUGACCAUCUCGACAGCAAAUCUAUGCCACUCGAUGAGAGUCUUGGAGAGAAUAUUGGUGGCAGGUGGCUCUGGCCAAGAAAACAACAACUGCUGCUUGGCCUUCUUCUGGUUCACGUCCAUUUGCGUGUCGCCCAAAGUUUCCUUUUUAUUGUUUUUCACCGCUGUUUCACUUCUUUCCUGUGGGUAAUUGUAAACGUGGGCCUGUUGUGUGCAUUCGUGACAAUGGGAAGAGGGAGGAUGUCCCACUUUCCUAUGGAACUUUAGGGCUCUCGACUUCGAAUAGGAUGGCAGCUUGGCUCCUGAGAGGGGAUGGCAUGAAAAUCAAUAGAGGGUUUAGUAGGAGUAUGCGUCACUUCAUUAACUCAUUGCUGUUUCUGAGGAUAAAAACUGAUUCUGUCCAUCUGUGCUUUUACCCAUAGAAAGAUUUAACUACCCUGUAUAUGUUUUAAGAUGAAUGGAGAUAAAUUUCACGGUGUCUUCCUAGUGCAUUACAUUGGCUGCAGGCCAGAUACACAUCUGUUGCUGUUUGAAGGUUUGGGUUCUUCUAAUGUUGCUAAGGUUAGUUAUAGGACUCAGGAAACCUCAUAAAUCUGUGGCCAGGCUUUCCUUUUUCUCAAAGAGAAAAAAUCUCUAUUUCACAACAAAGAGGGGAGCACUACCUAGUGAAUCCUGUGUGAGUAACUGAAGACUUGAAGUAAUUGAAGUCCCAACAAGGCUCCACAAUCUGUUGGUAAAAUUGUGUAUUUUCCCAAGGGCUGGUUAAUCAGGUGCCUGUGUUACAUGCAUACUGUAGUAAAGUUUAUGGAGAAGGGCUUCUGCUGAUGAGGCCUGUAACAAUACUAUAGGAAAUAAAGCAGAAUCCUAAAGAGAUUUUGAAUGACUUGGUCAUCACUCUGUAAAGGCAAGCUUUUUGAACCCAAAAGGUCUUGACAUCAACAUACAUCCCUAACAAAAAGAGCUAGUGGCACUCUUGACUACUCCCUGAUGGCCCUUUAAUUUUUAGAUUGAAAAGAUUUAUAUAGAGAGGUUGUACACAUAGCAAAAAAAAAUGCAGACCUGUAACAUUACAAAGAUUUUUGAAAAUCAGAUGCUUCUGUUUUAAAGCUUCUAUCAGUAUUAUUCCUCAAAGAACUUCCUAUCUUACAGCUUAAGAAAAUCUCGAUGGCGGGGGAUUGUACAUUGGGUUCAUGUGAGGAAGUGGCUGCAUUUGUCAAACCUGUGCAUCUUGAAUAAAAGGUGCGCACAGCACAUGGAUCAGAUUGAGCUCUGUGAGGUGAGGACCCAUGAGGAUUCAGAACCCAAGGGGUUUAUGGUGUGAUUCAGACUCCAGAAAUGGAACCCAUUCAGCUUGUGUCCUGGUCUUUUAUGAACAUAAUGCGUCUUGGGUCAGUUUGUCUUCUGAUGGAUAGACAGUCCUCAUGGGAAAGGAAACAUGUUUCCUCCCAAUGCUUAAGCCCACAAACCUUAUUAUCCCCACUCAGUGAGGGCAAAGUGUAGUCCUAUGUGGAAGUGGCUCUUUCAGCCCCAGAUAGCCAUUCAAGUUGCUUUUCUAGAGACUCAGAUUCAUCUUACUAUGGGAAAAUCACACAUAGUCACAGAUGGCUUCUGUGAGGACUGCUAGAAAAUGCCAGACUCUGAAUGAGUGUGUGGGAGCAUUUGGGGAUUGCUUUCCAGUCUUUUGUGCAAAUUGCUGUAAUGAAUGACAGCUCCAUUGGAUCCUUCUGAAGACCCUAGAGUUGUGUCUCCCAAAGUGUGAAGUUUGCUCAAGUAAUAAUUUCUUAAACAGAUCCCAAAAAUGCUUUCUCCCCCCCCCCCCCACUCCUUUUACCUUCCAGUAAACUUGAGAAUGGAGGUAAAGGAGAAAGGUAGUGUCUUCCAAUAAAGGCCUUUCUCUUGUGAAUUGUUUGGCAGUGAGAAGAAAGAUAUACCUAAAGUGUAUGUCAUUUGCUAUAGGAACUAUACAGUUACUGAUGACGAAGAAUAAGGAUAUUAUGAAAUAGAAAUGAAGGUUGGAACGUCUCUGAUGCCAUUUCAAAAGGAUAGUCAUGUUUUUCACCUUGAUAGUAAAUCAGUAAAGAGUGUGUGGUGCCUUAACAUUAUGGCAUAAGCUCUCUAGGGUCAGAAUAGUGAUUUGCCCUCAUAAUGUUUUAUAUUUUGUAGUUUAAGGUGCCCAAGACUCUCUAAUUCAAUGCUAUGAGGUUUCUCCCAGGCUCCAGGAGCCACUUUUCCUUCAAAACCUUUGCCUUGUUCCAGUUCAGAUCCCACUUGGUGAUGGUGCAGGAGGUGAUGCACGGAUUGCAAGAGAAUAUAAUGGGACUGGCUUAGUCUUUGUUGUCUUAAUAUUGUUGAGAAGACUGUAAAGUUCCUUUUUAAUGGGGAUUUCUGUUUUAGCCAUCGCUUUUCCUCCCUCCUGCCCUUCCCUUUUUAAAGAGAAAAGACAAUGUGACACUUGUGGAAAGCUUGUAAGAAAAAAGCAGUUUUUCUUUUUAAACCCUCUCCUUUGAUGACCGAUCUAUAGGUAAUUAAGGUUGUGAAUUUUUUUUAAUUUUUUGCCUUGUUUUUAAUUAACCUUUGUCAUUCAGAAUAGGAUGUGUGGUGAUGAUUAAAUGGCAAAAACAGAAGAAAUGAUUUUUCUUUUCUUGUGCAAUUAACAAAGCUACUGGCAAAUGGAAAUAAAACCUUUCUUGGUAACAGAA